Messenger RNA from Anolis sagrei ordinatus, 2286 nucleotides. RefSeq names its product dual specificity phosphatase 28 (gene DUSP28). Gene Ontology annotation, molecular function: MAP kinase tyrosine/serine/threonine phosphatase activity. Gene Ontology annotation, cellular component: cytoplasm. The record is from RefSeq and is a predicted model, not a curated record. Gene Ontology annotation, biological process: protein dephosphorylation. Lineage: Eukaryota; Metazoa; Chordata; Lepidosauria; Squamata; Anolidae.
UGGUUACAGAACAAGACAUCCAGCGUGAUCUGAUGGCACUGCACUUUUUUUGAGGGGGGAAGUAUUGAACUCCGCUGAGCUUCCCGGCAUUCUGCUUAGAGGAAGCUUCAGGGUUGCCUUUUGAUGCAGUGCUGUCGUCCUUUGAGUCCUCUCAAAUGCUGAGCCUCUGUAAAGUCACAGACUCCUUAUUUAUCAGCAAUUCCAAGUCAGCCUGCAACGAGAGCCUCCUCACUCAAGAGAGAAUUACAUUCUGUCUCAACGUCUCCAGGCAGCAGCCAUUCCCAAGCACUCAGCAAAUCCAAACGCUGAGGAUUCCCGUCUUUGAUGACCCUUCAGAGGACUUGUAUAAGUAUUUUGAUCGCUGCAGCGAUGCCAUAGAAAGCAUAGUUCAGAAUGGCGGGAGGUGCUUAGUCUAUUGCAAAAAUGGUCGCAGCAGAUCUGCUGCCAUCUGCACAGCUCACUUGAUGAGAAACCAAAAUCUCAGCCUGAAGGAGGCCUUUGAGCUUGUAAAAAUGGCCAGACCUGUAGCAGAGCCCAAUCCAGGAUUUUGGUCUCAGUUACAGAAAUAUGAAGAGCAUUUACAAAUGCAGCACCGGGCCGAUCCCUCACAAAAAACUCCUUCACAAUCAGUAUGAUUCUGCUUCAAGUUUAUUGUUUUGGGAAUGAGCUGUAUGUGCCUAAAUAAUAGCAAAGAAGAAAGCCAUAUGCUGUACCCCAGGAAGAUGUUUUUGUAGCUAUCCUGGCUGCACUUAGAAAUAGCCAUAAAGCCGCAGAGACUAUGUUCCUGAGAGAAAACAAAACUCUGCUAUUCCGAAAUGCAAUUAAAACGAUGUCUGGAAGAGACAUCAGAAAAUGCUUGAAAGCGUAUUUGUAAUGCAGUAUGUCUAGACCAUCUUAUUUCAUCAAAAAUAUUCUGAUUGUAUAUGUAUACAUUAACAUGAUAAUCAGCCAUAACGAAAAAGGUCUGUCCAUGUCUGAUCCAUACAUUUUAACAGUGGUUCAAAAGAUCAUGCCAGGAAAGGACUGACGUACACAAGGCUCCUUAGGAUGGGGUGUUUGGAUUUAUGGUCUCAAAUAAAUGUAACCAUACAUGAAUUUAAUGUCACUAUUUUCAAUUGCAGAGGUUUCUAACCACUUAUUUAUCUGCUUCUAACUAUAACUCCUGUCACCUUGACUGCUGCCCAUGUUUUAUACAAUAUAAAAAUACCUUGACAGAAAUCUGGAAGGAGGAAAUAAGCUGCAGCGAGACUGAAAUAGACAAUUUGAUAAAUUCAAUUAAUAAAAUAAAACAUUUAAAUAUAAAGGAAAUGCAACGGAAAAUCCAGACAAAAUGGUAGAGAACUCCUGUGCAAUUAGUUCACAUAACCGGAACCUCCCCAACACAAUGAUGGGACAACUGCAGGAAUACCGGAACAUACACCCACAUGUGGUGGGAUUAUGAAAAAAUACAAAAUUUCCAUAAAAUAAUUAAGGAAGAAAUGGAGGAACUAUUAGGAAACAAGACACAAUUUUUCCUCCAGAAAAUUGAAGGCAAAGGGGGAUCUAAAGAAUGGGAGGGAUUAAUAAAUUACAUGUUAGGGCCCUUCCACACAGCCCUAUAUCCCACAAUAUGUGCUUUGAACUGGGUUCCCGGAGUCCACACUCAGAUAACGUGGGAUUUUCUGGCUUGAUAUUCUGGGAUAUAGGGCUGUGUGGAAGGGCCCUUAGAUGCAUUUAAAGCCUUAGUCGCUUUAGGCUGGAAGGACCAAAAGAAAUAGGACACAAAAACAUGGUAUAAAUAUUUAGCAGACGACUUCCUCCAAGAUUACAUCAGCAAAAGGAAAAGUUACUACAGUGUGGGCUAAAUCAGAAAGUCAUGCAAGACAAAAUGGAAAGGCUUUAUUUACAGAAUAUAGGGGAAAGAUAAAUAUAAGGAAUUAAACAAGAUUAUUCUCAUGAUCGAACAAUAGUAAUAAAUACAGAAAAAUUUGUAAACUGUUCCUGGGGAGGGAGGGAGUUGUAGUUCAUCUACAUCCAGAGAGCACUAUGGACUCAAACAAUUUUGGAUCUGGACUAAACUUGGCAGUAAUACUCAAUAUGGCCAAGUAGACGCUUGGGCAUAUUGAGGAGAUGCUAAUUAUGUUGUUUUUAUUGCUUGUUGUGUUUUAUGUUGUUUGAAUGUCUGAUUUGUACUAUGAUAUUAUGUAUACUGUUUUGUUGGAAACCUCCUUGAGUCGCCGAUAGGCUGAGAAAGGCGGUAUACAAAUACAGUAAAUAAAUAAAUAAAAUAAAUAAGUAUGAACACUG